CAGUCGGACUCCGGUCAAACGCUGCUGUUGAUGUUUAAUCAGAGGAACAUUCAGGCUCUGAUCUGCUUUAAUAAUCGAUGAACGUAUCGAUCAGCUGUGAUCAGAAUCAGCUGAUCGAUAGAAUCAGAUCCUCAGAUUCUCUCCGUCUGGACUCACAGCACCUCACUGAUCUGCGUCUGACUGGAAAAUCCAUGCGGGUCCUGAUGUCGGUACCGAAGAGCUCCGGGACCCUGAGGGACCUCCAGCUGGCUCUGCAGCUGAAGAUCGAGGAGCUCCGUCAGCGAGACGCUCUGAUCGACGAGCUGGAGCUGGAGCUGGACAUCAAGGACGACCUGAUCCGACAGCUGCAGGUGGAGCUGGACCGGCACCGCAAGACGGCCAGCACAGGAUCUUCAGUUCAGACGCCGGCGGCUCCAGAUGAACCUCAGAGAACCAAACGUCAGGCGAUCUCAGCAGAACCUUCAGCUCUGGAUCCGUCCCAGCUGACCGACGUCACGCUGACCAGCUACUGCAAGAGCAAAGAGUCCAGUGAUCUGAUUCAACGAGCUCUGAUGGACAACGACUUCAUGAAACACCUGGAACACGGACAGAUUCUCACCAUCAUGGACUGCAUGCGUCCCACGAGUCUGACCAAAGGCUGCUGUGUGAUCCAGGAGGGCGACGAUGGAUCCACCGUCUACGUUCUGGAGGAGGGGAUGGUGGAAGUGACCAAAGAGGGGAAGAAGCUCUGCAGCAUCGGACCGGGGAAAGUGUUCGGAGAGCUGGCGAUCCUCUACAACUGCACCCGGACGGCCACCGUAACAGCUCUGACCGACAUCAAGCUGUGGGCGAUCGACCGACAGGAUUUCCAGACCAUCAUGAUGAGAACUGGUCUGAUUAAAUACUCCCAGUACACCGACUUCCUACGCAGUGUUCCGUCCUUCCAGUCUUUGGCUGAAGACGUUCUCAGUAAAUUGGCCGACGCUCUGGAGGAGACUCGUUACAGUGACGGUGAUUACAUCAUCCGGCAGGGUGCCACUGGAGACACUUUCUUCAUCAUCAGCGACGGACAGGUGAAAGUCUCUCAGCAGAUCUCAGCAAAUGAUGAAGAGGCGGCUGUGAAGACUCUUUCCAAAGGAGACUGGUUUGGAGAACAGGCUCUGAAAGGCGAGGACGUUCGGACCGCCAGCGUCACGGCCGUGGGCGACGUCACAUGUCUGGUCAUCGACAGGGAGUCCUUCAAACAGCUGAUCGGAGGUUUGGACGACGGCAGCGACAAGCAGCACGACAGCGACGAGGUCAAGGCCAAACGGCAGGCAGAAGCUGAUUUCUUCUCCAGUGUUUCCCUCAGUGACUUUACCAUCAUCUCUACUCUGGGGAUGGGAGGCUUCAGCCGAGUGGAGCUGGUCCAGUUAAAGAGCGAUCCCAACCAAACGUUCGCCCUCAAAGUGCUGAAGAAGCGUCACAUCGUGGACACCAGCCAACAAGGUCACAUCCUGUCAGAGCGUCGCAUCAUGAUGGAGGCUCACAGUCCCUUCAUCAUCAGGUUGUAUCGGACUUUCAGGGACUCCAAGUAUCUCUACAUGCUGCUGGAGGUUUGUCUUGGAGGAGAACUGUGGUCGCUGCUGAGAGACAGAGGUUUGUUCGACGACAGCACCACUCGGUUCUACACCGGCUGUGUCAUCGAAGCUCUGGCCUUCCUGCACUCCAGAGGAAUCAUCUACAGAGACCUCAAACCAGAGAACAUCAUCCUGGACCACCGAGGAUACGCCAAGCUGGUGGACUUUGGUUUUGCCAAGAAGGUGGGUUUGGGGAAGAAGACGUGGACGUUCUGUGGGACUCCAGAGUACGUUGCUCCUGAGAUCAUCCUCAACAAAGGACACGACAGCUCAGCCGACUGCUGGUCUUUAGGAAUCCUGGUGUUUGAGCUGCUCAGUGGAAGUCCUCCUUUUUCCGGCUCUGAUCCCAUGAAGACCUACAACAUCAUCCUGAGAGGCAUCGACAUGAUCGAGUUUCCCAAGAAGAUCACGAAAAGCGCCGCCAACCUCAUCAAGCGUCUGUGCAGGGACAAUCCUUCAGAGAGGCUCGGGAACCAGAAGAAUGGAGUGAAGGACAUCCAGAAACACAAGUGGUUCGAGGGUUUCAACUGGGACGGACUCCGACAGGGAACCAUAGAUCCUCCAUUCACCCCCACGGUGGACGGACCGCUGGACAACAGCAACUUCGACUACUUCCCUGAAGACACAGAAGAACCUCCGGAUGAAGAGUCUGGAUGGGAUCUGGAGUUCUAGAGGACCAGGACCUGGACCAGGACCUGGACCUGGACCAGGACCUGGACCUGGACCAGGACCAGGACCUGGACCUGGACCUGGACCAGGACCAGGACCAGGACCAGGACCUGGAUCUGGACCAGGACCUGGACCUGGACC
Molecule: messenger RNA, 2408 nt
Organism: Amphiprion ocellaris (clown anemonefish)
Lineage: Eukaryota; Metazoa; Chordata; Actinopteri; Pomacentridae
Product: cGMP-dependent protein kinase 1-like
Exons: 21
Coding region: 78-2270 (730 amino acids)
Biological process (GO): protein phosphorylation
Molecular function (GO): ATP binding; cGMP-dependent protein kinase activity
Source: RefSeq, a predicted model, not a curated record